This is a messenger RNA of Cydia splendana, 1682 nucleotides long. RefSeq names its product UDP-glycosyltransferase UGT5-like. Lineage: Eukaryota; Metazoa; Arthropoda; Insecta; Lepidoptera; Tortricidae. The record is from RefSeq and is a predicted model, not a curated record. The coding region runs from base 99 to 1643 and encodes 514 amino acids. Gene Ontology annotation, molecular function: UDP-glycosyltransferase activity. The transcript is spliced from 10 exons.
UAGUCUAUCGCUUCGGUUUAUGUAAAGUGAACAUUUAUGUUGAAACACAUUUGAAAGUGAUUGUGAUUUGUGUUUUUUUAUAGUUUUAAUAAUCCAAGAUGAAGCUGACGAUCCUAGCAGCACUGGCGCUGCUGUCGCCAGCACUAGGCUACAGGAUCCUGGCGAUCUUCCCAGUGCCUUCCAAAAGCCACAACCAUCUGGGGCAGGGCAUCGUUGGAGCCCUACUGAAGGCUGGCCAUGAGGUGACCUGGGCGACCCCGUUCCCUAAGAAGGAGGCGCAGAAGGGCCUCACAUUCAUCGAUGUCAGUGAAACUAUAGAGAUUAUGUCAUACAUGGACCCUCUGAAGGUGCCGCAUAUGAGCAUCGGGAAGUUGAUGGAGUUCGGGCGGAAUAUAUCCAUCGCGGCCGCCUCUAACAAGGGGGUCCGGCGGGCGCUGCUGGACAAAUAUGAUGCUGUCAUCACUGAGGUCUUCUUCUCCGAUCUGCAGGCUGGCUUCGCAGCAGUCCUCCAAGUCCCCUGGAUCGUGCUGAGCGGCACCGUCAUCCACGCCGGAGUGGAGGCGAUGGUGGCCGACAUCGGCAGCACCGCGCUGGUACCCACCAUGAUGAGCGACUCCCCAAUACCUAUGAAUCUGUGGCAGCGUUUGGCGAACACGGCUACGAUUGGGAUGAUGACUGCCGGACGUUUAUUGGACAUAUCAAUUAGCGAGAAAUACUACCACGAGAUCUUCGAGCCCCUUGCCAAGAAGAAGGGCAUCGUCCUUCCCCCUUACUCCAUGGCCAUCCACGAUAUCUCCAUCCUGCUCUCCAACUCGCACCCGUCGCUGGCGCCGGCUAUCAGUUUGCCUCCUAAUGUGGUGGAUAUUGCUGGGUACCAUAUCGCUGAUCACCGCACGCCGCUGCCUAAGGAUCUCCAAGACCUAAUGGACAGCUCCAAGAACGGCGUCGUAUACUUCAGCAUGGGAUCCGUUCUUAAGGCCUCAGCGUUCCCGGAGCAAACCAGGCAGGAGCUGAUCAGGAUCCUGGGAGCCCUGCCCUGCACCGUGCUGUGGAAGUUCGAUGAGCCUCUCCAGGGGCUCCCGAAGAACGUGCAUAUCCGGCCGUGGAUGCCGCAGCCUGCUAUAUUAGCGCACCCUAACACCAAGCUCUUCAUCACCCACGGCGGCCUCCUCAGCACCCUCGAAGCCAUCCAAGCCGGGGUGCCCCUCCUGGCCGUGCCCGUGUUCGGCGACCAGCCCGGGAACGCCGAGCGGGCGCAGCGCGCCGGGUACGCGCUGGCCGUGCCCUUCGCGCCCGAUAUGGGGGACAGGCUGAAGGUGGCGCUGGAUAAGAUGCUUUCGGAUAAUAGCUACUACAAUAAAGCAAAGGAGCUAUCCCGGCUGUUCAACAACCGGCCCGUGCCUCCCGCCAAGCUCAUCGCGCACUACGUGGAGCUCGCCAUCGAGACCAAAGGUGCACUACAUCUACGCUCCCCCGCCUACCACUACGCGUGGUACGAACGCUACAUGCUCGACCAACUCGCCGUGGUCUUAAUAUCGCUGUAUGUGGUCGUGAAGUUGGUCAAAUGCGGCCUGAAGAUGGCGCUGAACUCAAUAUUCGGAAAGCCCGCUAAGAAGGAAGGAAAGAAAGUUAAGAAGAAUUAAGAAUGUGUUCUUUAGACAAAAUGAAGUGUGCAAGUGUAA